AUGACUUAUCUUAUUCUUCUUCUUCCCUUACUAGCUCUUGUCUCAGCAGAAAGAUGUCCCCCGGUUUUCGGUGACUAUGAAUGUCCCACCGGAUUCACAUGUGAAGAAAAACAAUGUAUUGGUAGAAAUAAGUCUCCAUCGACUUCCUGUACCUUUGAUGUCGAGUGUCGUGAAGGAUUCGUUUGUUCUGAGGGAAAGUGCUACCCAAUCACCUCUGUCAAAUGUAAUCGUCACGUUUUGAUAGCCGAAGGUUCGGCUAGAAGUGUUGUAUCGGAUUGUGGAAGGCGUGGAAAGUGUGCGAACGGACAAUGUGUUCUAGAUAGAUGCCAAGGUGUUUCAUGUGACGAAGGGGCACUUUGUAGAGAUGGCAAGUGCGAGAAGGUACUCGAUUCUUUCUGCAUUGGACACGCAGAUUGUGGACCGAAUAUGUUGUGUCAGCAGAAUAAGUGCCAGUUGAAACCACAAGAAGCGCUAUGUAACUGUCAACCACAUGAGAUUUGUCAUCAUGGGCAAUGCUACCCAAAUACACAAUGCACAUCAAUCUACUGCGAGCCAGGUACCUAUUGUGUAGAAGGACAAUGUUUGAGUGCCGUCGGCAAAACGUGCCAAGACGAUACUUGCCAUGGUGGUACCGUAUGCGUAAACGGUGUGUGCGUUGCGAAUCCGUGCCCCGGAAGAUGUCCACAUGAUCAGGAUUGUCGACUCGGAGAGUGUAGAUAA
Caenorhabditis briggsae is the source of this 720-nucleotide messenger RNA. The record is from RefSeq and is a predicted model, not a curated record. Bases 1 to 720 code for a protein of 239 amino acids. NCBI's taxonomy places the organism in Eukaryota, Metazoa, Nematoda, Chromadorea, Rhabditida, Rhabditidae. The transcript has 6 exons.